GCGGUUUAUUCGCAUCUUACCACGUAUUUAUUGAAAAUUUUAGUAAUGCAUCUUGAAUGUAGUCACUUUUGAUUCGUUUUACUCCAGAUGAACUCCUCAAAAGCAUAUUUGCUACUAGCCUUCCGGCAACGGACCUCAUUGCGGCCAUCAACCAGCUUACUACACCCACAUCUUUUGAGUCACUUUAAGGGAAUAACAAAUCCCGUCUCAUCAAUAUCUAUUCGCAGCCACUCUAACAUGCCCCCAAAAUUAAGAGAAAAUCCAAAGAUAAGUUGUCAAUGUGGCACCAUCUCCCUCACAGCCUCGCGCGCUGAACCUCUUGGCAAAUAUGUAUGCCAUUGCACAGAAUGCCAGAAACAAUCGGCUUCUGCAUUUGGUAUCUCUGCUCUCUUCCCAUCUGAGGGAAUGUGGCCAUUCCCCAAAGAAUUACAACAGCACAUUGGCAUGUGGGCUAGGCCAGCGGACUCGGGCAACACAGUAGAGUGCUACUUCUGCAAAGUGUGUGGCGUUCGUAUCCUGCAUCGGGUUAUCUUCAAAGAUGGUACACCUAGGCCCUCACUUGCGGUGAAAGGUGGCUGUGUCGAAGGUUUUAAUAUGGACGGUGCCAAACAUAUUUACACAAGGUCAGCUUUGGUGCCUGUGCCGGAAGGUAGUGAUCUAGGAGCACCACGCGUGAAGCCAUGAAUGUGGGGUUAGUCUGAAUAAACCUACGUACAUGUAUUCAGAUGGGAAUGCAGGCUUGUUGUGUAGAGCCUGAUGACCGUAUGAAGAUGAGUCAGGCUAUAAUUAUUCACGAAUAGUAUAGCCAAUGACUGAGAUGCUUGCUUACAAUGCAGAUGAGUACUCACAAUGGAGCAAUGGAAUAACUGC
Messenger RNA from Trichoderma asperellum CBS 433.97, 870 nucleotides. The record is from RefSeq and is a predicted model, not a curated record. NCBI's taxonomy places the organism in Eukaryota, Fungi, Ascomycota, Sordariomycetes, Hypocreales, Hypocreaceae.